AUGGCAACUGCAGCUAGUCCAACUUCAUCGCUGUACGAAGUUCUUGGCCUUCCAAUGAGUGCAAGUGGUCAUGAGAUCAAAGCAGCUUAUAGGAGACUAGCAAGGAGGUGUCACCCAGAUGUUGUGGCCAUGAACCAAAAACAAACCUCUGCUACUGAAUUCAUGAAGAUUCAUGCAGCUUAUGCAACCCUAUCGGACCCUGAAAAACGAGCAAACUACGAUAGGGGUCUUUACCGGUGUGCUCGGCCUUUCGGGUCUUCGUCUUCACUUUCCUCCGCAACAGCUGCGGCAGCAAAUACUUACCGGAACUGGGAGACUGACCAGUGCUGGGACAGCCACAGCAAGGUCUACACCGCCAAAGGCCCCAGGGACCACCUCGUCCGGCUCACCGCCCACACCGCCAUUCAAUUCUACGACGUGCAAGACCAGCUCGGAUACGACCGGCCCAGCAAGGCAGUUGAUUGGGUCAUCAAGAAAGCCAAGGCAGCAAUCGACGAGCUCAACGAGCUGCCGCAGUGGAACCCGAACUCAAUUUCUGUUCAGACAACAUCUUCUCUGACGGUGCCAAUAUCCGCCGCGUAG
Molecule: messenger RNA, 582 nt
Organism: Rosa chinensis
Lineage: Eukaryota; Viridiplantae; Streptophyta; Magnoliopsida; Rosales; Rosaceae
Product: chaperone protein dnaJ 11, chloroplastic
Exons: 2
Coding region: 1-582 (193 amino acids)
Source: RefSeq, a predicted model, not a curated record